This is a messenger RNA of Tribolium madens (black flour beetle), 5550 nucleotides long. RefSeq names its product ankyrin repeat domain-containing protein 12. Gene Ontology annotation, biological process: protein localization to ciliary inversin compartment. The record is from RefSeq and is a predicted model, not a curated record. The transcript has 8 exons. Gene Ontology annotation, molecular function: protein binding. Gene Ontology annotation, cellular component: ciliary inversin compartment. Bases 1069 to 5379 code for a protein of 1436 amino acids. NCBI's taxonomy places the organism in Eukaryota, Metazoa, Arthropoda, Insecta, Coleoptera, Tenebrionidae.
UCGUUUUUUCAAUUACUCUUUAAAAAAAAGGUUUAUGUAGACAUAAGUAUUAGUGGAGUUUUAACCUUGAAAAUCUAUUCUUAUCUUAAUUGAUUUGAUAUGAGUGUCUUUUUUGAUUGAUAUUCGGGUUGAUACCCUGAUUGUUUUUUCGAUCAAAUAUCUAGAAAAUUUAGAAAAUUGGGAUAAUAAUAUCAAUCGCUAUAAAUAUAAAAUAAAAUUUUGUUCCAAAUGAGGACCCAACCUUUGUUUUUAUUUUUGUUCCAACUGACCCUCAAUAUUUCCAUAUUUAGGACCCCUCCAAGUGGAACACUACACACAUCAUGCAAAUAUCAACUCCUUGAUUACACCCCACCGAGACAUAAAAAUCCGAAUAAUCAUUAUUGCCUCAUUACUGGGGGUAUAUAAUUUAGCAACCCUGACCACCGUCUGACCUAGAAAUGGGUCACCCUUUUCCAUUUCGCUUCGAAAUGCAUUUACACAACUCGUCGCGUGCACAAAAGAGUGAAGACAAAGCAAUAAACCUAAAGUGAGAGCUCUGCUGUUGAUACAAAGCUCUGAUGUCAAACACGAUCGACAAUUUUUGUGAUAAACUCUUGCAUUUUCUCUUGUACUCUGAUGGUAAUCGCGUGCCAUGUCGUCUCCACUUUCAUAUAAUCGACGCCUACUUUAUGUCAUGAAGCUUUUGCACGUAAAGCGAAUUCGAAAGUUUUUUUGUUUUAUGCACAUAACUGCCAUGACAGGUGCUUGGAGUUAUUGCAGGGGUGCCAGUUUAAUUGCCGAGAGUGAAUUGUGUGCAGUUAUUUCGGAAAUAAAUCAUAAAAAUGGGGUCUACGGGGGUUUUCUUUUGGAGAUGCAGUAAUUAAAAAGUUGUUAUACUGUAUACACUCAAAUCGAUUGUAAAUGUUAUAAUGACGUAACACGUACAGAGAGGAGAGUGAUACUUUUCUGGGGUUGCAUUUAUUAUAUGGAAGUGCUAUGUCAAGGACGACGUCUGGGUUUUUUAGUGCAUCAUGUGGUGUGGCGAUGACGACGUUGGUGGGGUGAAGUUUGGCGUUCCGACGCCUUAAAAUGACUAGUGCGGCGUCGGAGGCCGUAACAGCAACGGGGGCUCGAAACACUAAACAUCGACGCACCACUAAACGAGGCGUUUCGACCCUCAUGUAUGCCUCGCAGCAGGGUGACGUCCAGAGAGUCCGCAAAAUCAUACAAGAACAGCCUGAAACUUUGCUGACUCGAGAUCGUACCGGAAAAACGCCUCUACAUUACUGCAGUACCAGUGAUAACAUUUGUGCUGCCCAAGCUGCCGAUUUGAUUGUUAUGGCAGCACCGGAUUUGGUCGAGAGCCACGAUGAAGACGGGUUUACGCCGUUACAUUUGGCCGUGAUUGCUGGGAAUAUGCCUCUGGUGACUUUUCUUCUAGCCAAUAAGGCCGAUGUGAAUGCGAUGGAUAAUGAAAAACACACAGUCGUGCACUGGGCAACAGUAUGUGGGGAAACAUCAGCCCUUCGAGCUGUCUUGGCCGCAGGAGCCCCCGCUUCCACCCCCGACGUCCACGGCGGCUACCCUCUCCACUACGCCGCUCAAAUGUGCGGAGGCGACAAGGAUUCCAACCUCGGCUUCCAAGUCCUUCAAACUCUUCUAACGCACAGCGACAUCGUCGUUUCCGUCGAAGACGACGACGGUCGACAACCCCUCCUGUGGGCCGCCAGUGCCGGGUCUGCAAAAGCAGUUCUGGCCUUGGUUCGCGCAGGGGCUAACGUCGAAGCCUCCGACAAAGACGGUUUGACUGCUCUUCAUUGCGCUGCCUCAAGGGGGCACACGGAUUGUAUCGACAGUCUAUUAACUCUUUGUGGGGCUACUCCAGAUGUAAUAGAUAGUAAUGGAUGUACUGCUCUUCACUACGCGGUCACUUUGGGACAUGCCGAUGCUACUGCCCUGUUGUUAGCCCAUGGGGCUGACCCCAACCGUCAAGACCGCAAAGGUCGGACCCCAGCCCACUGCGGUUGUGCCAAAGGUCAAUUCGAAACUGUCAAAAUGAUUGGCGCACAUGGGGCCAAUCUGUGGUUGAGAAAUGCAAGAGGUGAUCUUCCCUUACACGAAGCUGCAGCUUCCGGAAGGAGAGAUUUAGUUAGGUGGUUGCUCGAUAUGAGACCUAGUCAAGUCAAUGCGAGAAAUAACGAUGGAAGAUGUCCUUUACAUUUAGCAGCCCUUAAUGACAACGCUGACAUGUGCAAGAUACUACUUGACGCUGGGGCACAAAUCAAUCCGAUUUUAAGGACUUCCAAAAAUACGUUUAUGACACCUUUGGAUUGUGCCCUCCAACGAGGUUUCAGAUCCACUGCUAAAUAUCUUCAGUUACAUGGAGGGGUACCUGCUACUAGAAUUGGAGAUAUAAGACAAGGUCACACGACACCGGGUGUUAAUUUUCAAAUUAAAGAUAAUGUUACUUUUUGGGGAGACACAAGUUCGGAUAGUGAGCGCGAAAAUGGAGAAGCAACAAAACAAAGUAGGAGAAUUCAAAGAAAAAAGCUUUUAUAUAAAUACGAAAAGAAGAAAGCUUCAAUUUCCGAAAGUGAUUUAGAAAAUAAUAAAUUGAUAACAAGUAAACUUGAAACUGGUAGAAGUGCUAAACGGAAACUUAGAGAAAAAAAUCAAAGAGCUAAAACAGCUGGUAGAACUGACAGUUCUACAAGUAUAGAUUUGUCUAAACAUGCCACAAGAUCACCAUCAAACCGAUUUGAUUAUAAAAAUGAGAUUACAAUUAAUGGAAAAACAGAAAUCAAUAUUCACCAAACUAAAGAAUUUCAUAUAACGCCCGAUGAAGAGAAUUUAGAUCAGAUUCCCAGUAAGCUUUCAACUGAAGUUGCUGGAAAAAUGAGUGAAGUUAGUGUUGAUAAAGAUAAAAGACCAAAAAGUGCAAAACAGACGAAAGUUAAAGAAAGAGUCGAAAAAUCAGCCGGGAAAGAAGACAGUGCCCGAAUAAAGAAACAAAAAGUUGAGAGACCUACUUCAAAGCAAAAAAUUGAAGAAAACGCAGUUAAAAAUAAAAAUAAUUUCAAAAAUGAAACUGAGCAAAAGAAAUUGGUUGAUCAACAGUCGCUUAUGUCGAAUACGAGUGAAGAUCAGGAGGAACAGAAAAGUCUUGUAGUAGAAGCUGCUGUGCAUGAGCCUCCAAAACAAGACGUUGAAAAGACUGAAGUCGAUAAGGUGUCUCAAACGGAUAUUGUUGAAAAGGAGUCUAAAAUUGUUCAGACUUCAGAGAUGGAAAAAAGUCAAGUUGAAGAAAAUGAUCAGGAAGUUAAAAUAACUGAAGUAACUGAUGGUAAAACCGAAGUACAUGAAUGCGAUGAAACAGUAGAGUUGGAGAAGAAUGCAAAGGUAGUGGAAAAAGAAGAAGAAAAAAGUACUGAUACUGAAUUAAAAGAAAAUGUAGUUUUAGAAGAGCAGAAAAAAGAUUUUGAUACAAAAGUCGAUGAGGCUGUUGAUCAAGAAGUAAAAGAGGAGAAAUCUAUUGAAGGGGAGUCGAAAGAUAAAAAUAACAUAACAAAAAUAGAAAUGAUGCAAGGACUAGACAUUUCAGAAGAAAAAGAAGAAAGUUUGGGUAAACCUGAAGAAAAAAGUUUUAUUGAAGAAAAACAAGUCCCUGAAGACAAGUUAAGAGAAGAAAUAAACAUUGGAAGUGAAAGCAAGAUUUCAAAAGAAACUGAACAGGUUCUUACUAAAAAAGAGGAUGCACUAAGUGUAAGUAAAAAAGAAGAAUGUGAAGAGAAUAUAGGCAAAGAAAAAAAAAAUAAUGGAGAAGAAAUAUUUGACGAUAAGCUACCAGAAAAGGUGGAAGAAAAUGUUUCUAUCAAAAGUGUAGAGAAAGAAAAAUUAGAUGAAAAAGUUAAAGAAAAAAAGUUGAAAAAACAAAAAACGAAGAGGAGUGGGCGUGAAAAACAACACAAUGGUGAACAAGCUUACGAAAUUAUUUAUAAGACAAUGGCAGCUGAUGAAAGCGAUGAUAUAACUUUAGAACAAUUAAGUGAUCGAGAUAAUAAGACUAAAUCUGCUAAAGAGAAAAAAAUUAUGCCCCAAAAAACUAUUUCGGGUAGUAAAUCAUCUCAAGAAGAAUAUUCCAGUGCUUCUGAAACAGAAUCGACUAGCUCAACAAGCGCCACUGUAAAAGAACACAAGAGUUUUCGCAUUUUGAAUGAUAAAGAAGUUGAAGAAAUUAGAAACUUAAAACCGAAAAAAUCCUCUCAAAAAACUCAAAAUAAACAACGUUCUCGAUCGGAAGAAAACAACAAGAAAAUUCAAAAUGAUAAAAUUAGAAGAAGUAAAAUUCCAACACCUUUAAGGAAAUCCCAAUUGUCCAAAAGUGACAAAUAUUUAAAUGUGAUGGAAAGAAAAAUUAAAUCUAGUAUGGAAUCACGUGUGCCUUCUUUACCAAACAUUAACGAAACUAAAGAUCGGUCCAAGGAACAUCCACGAUGUGAAUCGAACAUGUCGGCACCUUUAUUAGAGUCAAUUUAUAGCGACAAUGACAAAGCAAGUGCUUCUGAUUUAGAAGAAGAUAGCAGAAGUGCCUUCAAACGGAAAAAAAUCAAAAGAAAGUCAAAAAUACGUGAAGCUCGAAGCGCCGGAAGUGAUUAUGAGAGUAGCAACGUUAUAGACUCCGGUUUUGAACCAAGUCCCAGAAGCAGUAGAAUACCAAAAUGGAAAAACAUGAGCGAGAGAGGGGUAAACAUGACUUCGGUAACACAAUCAAUACAGUCUAACAUUCGGAGAUACCACCUGGAACGCAAAAUCUUUCAACACCUUUUAGACUUGAAACGGAUACAAAUCCGGGCUGGACAACACAAUGAGGCUAUCUUAGUCAAACGAGCUAUCGAUGCGUACCACCAAUCAUGUGCUUCGACCGUCGGAGCGGGCCGCUACGUCCCGGAAGACUAUACUUUUCGGAGUUUUGAAAAAUUCCUGUACUUAUCGUUGAGAAAAUUACAACGAAACGGCGCUGAUCAUCUCAAAGGCCUUCCAGAAUCGCCUGGCAAUCCUCUUCUGUGUACACAAAGCACACAUCGAUGCAUGCACGCCACCCAUGCCUACACCGGGAUUCCCUGUGCCGCCUACCUACCCAAAAUGGAUCAUCAUACCAUCCCUAAAAUCGGGUUUGCGUCCACACAGUGCAAACCUGGCACAGGCUUUCUGCCAACAAUCAAUCCUAAAAAAGCCGUGACGCUUGAAUUAUGCCACGGAAACGAUAAACAAGUCAUAUCACUGCCUGCGGAUCGUCUGGAUCAAAAUAAGCGGUACUAUGUCACGUUUACAGUGAAGGGGAAUGAAGGAAGUUCCCCCGAGGAAGAAACAAAAAGCCACAGACAUUCCAAAAGCGACUAAAGUGCAAUAUCUUGUUAGAUUUAUUGUUUGAUAUGAGAAAUUUGUACAAGGCGUUAUUGUAUAGAGGAAAUUUUAAUAAAAACGUUUUUCUUGUAAGUUUCAUGUAACUGUGUGAUCUGUUCCAAAUGGGAGCAAAUUUGGGAAGUGUUUCUAUCAAUCCAUUGGAGUGAA